Exophiala bonariae is the source of this 903-nucleotide messenger RNA. RefSeq lists its product as uncharacterized. The coding region runs from base 1 to 903 and encodes 300 amino acids. Gene Ontology annotation, molecular function: peptidase activity. Gene Ontology annotation, biological process: proteolysis. Lineage: Eukaryota; Fungi; Ascomycota; Eurotiomycetes; Chaetothyriales; Herpotrichiellaceae. The record is from RefSeq and is a predicted model, not a curated record. The transcript is spliced from 2 exons.
AUGAAACAAACUGAGGGAUCUGUCGAUUUUCCCUGCGCAGCUGCGGGCAAGGAUUGUCAAAUUUGGUACAUGUGCGCCGGUGAUAUUCGAUCAGGUCGGCCACUAGUCAUCCUCCACGGAGGUCCUGGAAUGAGCCAUGACUAUCUCUUGAGUCUCACCGAUCUUGCUUCACCGACACGGCCUCUUAUUUUCUUUGAUCAAAUCGGAACCGGCAAAUCAACUCAUCUACCUGAAAAACGAUGCGACUAUGACUUCUGGACGGAGCAGUUUUUUCUUGAUCAGGUGACGGCGGUGGUCACCCUCUUGGGCAUCCAAGAUGACUACGAUUUACUUGGUCAGUCGUGGGGUGGGAUGCUGGCUGCAGCAUAUGCUGCCACGCAACCGGCUGGACUUCGACGCCUGGUGUUGGCAAACACUCCUUUCAGCUCCAAGAUGUGGACAGAUACUUACAAGCGCUAUCGGGAUCUUAUGCCUGAAGAGCUACGCAAGCAGUUGAUGCAAACACGAACUUUCGACACUACACCUACUCCGGAGUACCAGGAGGCUCUUGAUGAGUUCUACAAGCGACAUUUCAUGAAUCUUGACCCCCUACCAGCGGAAAUCCAGCGUUGCUACGACGACUUGGGAAGGGAUGAUACGGUGUGGAAAAGCACCCUUGGGCCGGAUGAGUUUGACUGGGUUGGCACAAUGGCGACCUGGACCAUGGAAGGCCGAGCGCAUUUGAUCAAGGUACGGACGCUACUGAUGAAUGGGGCACAAGAGGGUGCCGAUGACCUUUCGCAAUCCGAAUUCAAGAAAUUCGUCGACGCAGAUUGGGUCAAGUUCGACAAAUCCACCCACAUGCCGCAUUGGGAAGAGAGAGAUAAGUUCAUGAGAACGGUCAGCGAGUUCCUCAAUGCAUAA